Molecule: messenger RNA, 825 nt
Organism: Kogia breviceps (pygmy sperm whale)
Lineage: Eukaryota; Metazoa; Chordata; Mammalia; Artiodactyla; Physeteridae
Gene: HMX2
Product: H6 family homeobox 2
Exons: 2
Coding region: 1-825 (274 amino acids)
Biological process (GO): regulation of transcription by RNA polymerase II
Cellular component (GO): nucleus
Molecular function (GO): RNA polymerase II transcription regulatory region sequence-specific DNA binding; DNA-binding transcription factor activity, RNA polymerase II-specific
Source: RefSeq, a predicted model, not a curated record
AUGGGAAGCAAGGAAGAUGCGGGCAAGGGGUGUCCGGCGGCCUGCGGCGUCUCCAGCUUCACCAUUCAGUCCAUCCUGGGCGGGGGCCCCUCGGAAGCGCCACGGGAGCCCGCCGGCUGGCCGGCCAGGAAGCGCAGCCUGUCCGUGUCCUCGGAGGAGGAGGAGCCGGACGACGGCUGGAAGGCACCCGCCUGCUUCUGCCCAGACCCGCACGGCCCCAAGGAGCCCGGCCCCAAGCACCACCCCCCCAUCCCCUUUCCUUGCCUGGGUACCCCCAAGGGCAGCGGAGGCGCGGGGCCGGAGAGCUCGGAGCGCACGCCUUUCCUUUCUUCUUCGCACCCAGACUUUAAGGAAGAGAAGGAGAGGCUCUUGCCCGCGGGCUCGCCGUCGCCGGGGCCCGAGCGGCCGCGGGACGGCGGCUGCGCCGAGAGGCAGGCGGGCGCGGCCAAGAAGAAGACGCGCACGGUCUUCUCGCGCAGCCAGGUGUACCAGCUCGAGUCCACCUUCGACAUGAAGCGCUACCUGAGCAGCUCGGAGCGCGCCUGCCUUGCCUCCAGCCUGCAGCUCACCGAGACCCAGGUCAAGACUUGGUUCCAGAACCGCCGCAACAAGUGGAAGCGGCAGCUCUCCGCGGAGCUGGAGGCGGCCAACAUGGCGCACGCGUCGGCGCAGACUCUGGUGGGAAUGCCGCUGGUGUUCCGGGACAGCUCGCUGCUGCGCGUGCCGGUGCCGCGCUCGCUCGCCUUCCCCGCGCCGCUCUACUACCCGGGCGGCAACCUCUCGGCCUUACCUCUCUACAACCUCUACAGCAAGCUCGAUUACUGA